This is a messenger RNA of Cornus florida, 2172 nucleotides long. RefSeq names its product putative E3 ubiquitin-protein ligase XBAT34. The transcript has 9 exons. The record is from RefSeq and is a predicted model, not a curated record. Gene Ontology annotation, molecular function: protein binding. The coding region runs from base 166 to 1656 and encodes 496 amino acids. NCBI's taxonomy places the organism in Eukaryota, Viridiplantae, Streptophyta, Magnoliopsida, Cornales, Cornaceae.
GUUUCUCCGCCUCUCGCUCUUCCUGUCAAUUCCCCUCUCUCUCUAGACUUUGCCCCAUAUAUAUAUAUAUAUAUAUAUAUAUUUAUUUACGCGUAUGUAUAUGAUAUUGAUAUCUGCAUAAUUUUAUGUUACUGAAUUUGAAACCUUCUUUGAAGUCUCAAUUGAAUGGGGCAGCAACAAUCCAAAGAGGAGUUACUGUAUGAGCAGGUUAUUGUUGGAAACGUUGAAGCUAUCAAAGCUCUUUGCGCAGAUGGUGCAGGUCUUGAGUGGAUUGACAAAGAUGGAAAGACCCCACUCAUUGUGGCUUGCAUGAUUCCCGAGCUAUUGAUUGUUGCGAAAACGUUGAUUGAACUUGGGGCAAAUGUCAAUGCUUACCGACCCGGGCGUAAUGGGGGUACUCCCUUACAUCAUGCAGCAAAAAGAGGCCUGGGCCAGUCUGUAAAGUUGCUUUUGUCCUCUGGAGCAAAUCCUUUAGUGAGGAAUGAUGAUGUUCAAACUCCACUUGAUGUUGCAAGAAUGAGAGGAUUCAGCAAUGUAGUCCGUGCUGUUGAGAGUCAUAUUUGCUUUUUCUCUGGCUGGCUGAGGGAGUUCUAUGGUCCAGGCUUUCUCGAAGCAUUUGCUCCUCAAUUGUUAUCAAGAAAGAUUUGGGCCGUCAUCAUACCUUGUGGUUCUUAUAAUCCUACAAAACCUCUGAAAUUGGAGCUAGUCAUUUAUUCUACUAUGCAGGAUGCCCAGCCCCGUACAGUUGUUGCUCUAUGGAAGGCCAAUAUUGAGGAACAAAACUUCCAGCAGCCAAAUCCUGCACUGAUAAUAUUUGACAAAUCCACCAAAACGCGAUACAAGUUUGCACCUGCCAAUGACGGUGACAGAUACCAACUUGAAUGUUUAUACAAUGCAUGCAGAGGGACUCCUCAGGUUGUACCUCCCCCAGUACUGCCUAAUACCCAAACAUCAGUUCAACCCAAUGCAACUCAAACUGCUACAGAAGCGGCAGAAUUAGCUAUGUCAAUUAAUGCUUCCAUUCAGUCUGGCAUGGAGGAUAGACCUCCCCUUCAUCCUAACAACCACCUGAGCUCUGAAGCUAAUAAUUUAAAUGGUUGGGAAAAUACUACAAAUGACACGAGUCACAAUGGUUGGGGCGCACUUGGUGGAUCCAAACCUUCAGAAGCAAGCAGCAGCGGAUGGAUUGGUGAACCAGCUAAAGAAGAUAACAGUGGUUGGAGUGUGCCUGUGUCUAAGCCCACUAGCAAUCCAACUCAAGAUAUUCAAACGCCACCAGAUAAUGUUGUUCCUAUUGUUCAAACAAGCAAUGCAGUUCCUGCAUUGGUUUCUUCAGCUCCGCCAACUCCUUCAGCUCCACCAGUACCUGAGGAUAUUUUAGAAGGAGCAGUUCACUACCCAUCAAUUGAUCUCAGCCCUGUAGACAUGUAUAUUCCUUCUAUAGAGCAUGGAAAUUCUACAGGUAGUGAAGCUAAAGAUGAAGGUGGUUCUUCCUCAUGCGUGAUUUGUUGGGAAGCUCCAGUAGAGGGAGCGUGCAUUCCCUGUGGUCACAUGGCUGGUUGCAUGUCUUGUUUAAAUGAGAUCAAAGCCAAGAAGGGGGAUUGCCCAGUUUGCCGAGCCAAGAUAAACCAGAUUAUAAGACUCUAUGCUGUUUGAGGUCUGACCAGUGAGCAUGUAAUAUCGAGUUUGCACUAUGUGUGUGUGUUAUAUCAAAAUUCGUUUCAAGUCUGCAUGUUGCAAAUGGGGAGUAACAAUUUUUGUAAGGUUGACUUUCAGCAGAAUUUUACAACUUCAGAGCAGCCGUGAGAAUGUCUUAGAGAAAAACUUUGCAGUCUGUGGCGUUCGGGCGUGGGAAACAUUUUCUGGGGUGUGUAUGAAAUGAUGUAGAGGUGAUUUGAUCUUGUAAUAUUCCUUUUGGGCCGGUGAACCAAGUGAACAGUAUAAGCAUGUAACAUGAAGAUGGCUCAUUUUGCAUUCAUCAAAGUAAGAAGUUUUGUGGGCUGCAGUUGAUGAAAUAAAAAUGAAUGAGAUUUGAUGGUCACGGAUAGAAGUGGCUGUCCUUUUCGUUUCUGUUUGGGCUUUCUUCGAUUGUGAAUUUGCGAUCUUGUAUGGUUUCAAAAAAUUGUGCUUGUGCUUGGUGGAGCUUGUAAAAUAUGUUCACUAUUUAUUUUA